GAAGCAAUGAGUUUAAAACCCUUCACCUACCCGUUCCCAGAGACGAGGUUUCUUCAUACAGGACUCAAUGUGUACAAAUUCAAAAUCAGAUAUGGCAACAGCAUAAGGCGAGAAGAGAUCGAAAAUAAGGAAGUUGUCAUCCGGCAGCUGGAGGAUUCUAUUCGUGUGGUCUUGGGAAACAUGGACAAUCUGCAGCCGUUUGUUACAGAACACUUCAUCAUAUUUCCCUAUAAAAGCCAGUGGGAGAGCGUUUCCCAUCUGAAAUUUAAGCACGGGGAGCUUGUCUUGGCCCCUUACCCUUUUGUUUUCACUCUCUACGUGGAGAUGAAAUGGUUUCAUGAGAACCCACCACCUGGUAAACCCGGAAGCGACAGUGCGCUCGGAUUGGUGGGAGCAGAGAGGAAGUGGGCAGGAGCCAUGAGGAGGAAACGAAGCCACAUGGAAGUGUCCGGGACCCCGAUGCCGUCGUCGGGGCUGGAAAGCUCUAGGGUCAAGGCGGAGAUGUCCAGCCAAUACCCCAGCAAGAGGAAGACCCCCAUGAAAAGCAGGCGGAACAGGGAACGAAGAACCCAUCAGGAAUGGCCAAAGACCCCAGCACUGGAGAGCACCGAUGUCCCGGAGCAGGGUUCUAAGUCGGGAGACAGCCUGGCAGAGAAGACAGCUCCCUUGCCACAGCUGGACAGCCCGCCUCCCCCUAGUGACCCUCCAGAGCUGGGGCCCACCGGCUUCUUUGGGUUUCUGAGCUCGCUCUUCCCAUUCCGCUAUUUCUUCCGAAAGGACAGCCAGUGAGCCUUCUGAAUGCAGCCGUGGACCCAGGUGGACCCACCGCAGCCUGCCCUAGUCCAUCCCCCUCCCUCCCCCUAGAACAGCCCACCAUGGGGGAUGAGACCCAAACAGCUGUCCUCUUGUGGGCUGUCCCCACCCCUGCCCCUUGGUCAUCACUUGCUUUUCCCAAUUUGAACACUGAAUAAAGAG
Messenger RNA from Echinops telfairi (small Madagascar hedgehog), 975 nucleotides. RefSeq names its product membrane anchored junction protein (gene MAJIN). The coding region runs from base 7 to 789 and encodes 260 amino acids. Lineage: Eukaryota; Metazoa; Chordata; Mammalia; Afrosoricida; Tenrecidae. The transcript has 10 exons. Gene Ontology annotation, cellular component: nuclear inner membrane. Gene Ontology annotation, biological process: meiotic attachment of telomere to nuclear envelope; homologous chromosome pairing at meiosis. Gene Ontology annotation, molecular function: DNA binding. The record is from RefSeq and is a predicted model, not a curated record.